This is a messenger RNA of Zasmidium cellare ATCC 36951, 852 nucleotides long. RefSeq lists its product as uncharacterized. The coding region runs from base 1 to 852 and encodes 283 amino acids. The transcript has 2 exons. NCBI's taxonomy places the organism in Eukaryota, Fungi, Ascomycota, Dothideomycetes, Mycosphaerellales, Mycosphaerellaceae. The record is from RefSeq and is a predicted model, not a curated record.
AUGUCUGAGGUCAAUAUCGAUGGGUUCUUCUCGCUUGAAGGCAAGGUCGCUCUGAUCACAGGAGGCUCGAGAGGACUGGGACUGCAUACAGCAACCGCAUUCUUGUUAGCCGGAGCUAAGACACUUUUCAUCAGCGCACGCAAGGCUGGGGGCGAACAGGGCAUCGACCAGGCAGUCAAGCGUCUCAACGAUCUCGCCACCCAGAAAGGUCUCAAGGGGCGGGCGAUUGGCAUUCCGGCCAACGUGGCCCAGGAAGACGAUAUCAAGCGGCUGGUCGGCGAAGUCCAGAAGCAUGAGUCGAAACUCGACAUAUUGGUUGCCAACGCUGGAGCAACAUGGGGAGGACCCUUCGGGCCAACUCCAGACUGGAGCAGCCAGAAGAUCCUCGACCUGAACGUGCGUGGAGUGUUCAACCUUGCACGGCUGUUUUCUCCCAUGCUAGCAGCAUCCGGCUCACCAGAUGACCCUUCUAGAAUCGUCAUUGUGUCCUCAGUAGCCGGUACGAACGUUGCUCAUGUCGGAGACAACGGCACAAUAAUGUACUCGGCAUCGAAGGCGGCAGCACAUCAUCUCGGACGUAACCUGGCAGUGGAACUGGGCCCUCGAAACAUUACGGUCAACACCGUCGCCCCGGGAUUCUUCCCAUCGAAACUUGCUAACGGCCUGAUCGACAUCUUGGGAGGUGUUGAUGAACUUUCUCGAGAGAAUCCCAGAAAGAGACUCGGGGUUCCCAACGACAUCGCCGGCGUGAUGUUAUUCCUAUGCUCUAGGGCAAGCAACUACGUCAAUGGCGAAUACAUCUCAGUAGAUGGCGGAUCACGACUGGGAUCUGGCAGAUUGACGAAGAUGUGA